Molecule: messenger RNA, 1670 nt
Organism: Trifolium pratense (red clover)
Lineage: Eukaryota; Viridiplantae; Streptophyta; Magnoliopsida; Fabales; Fabaceae
Exons: 2
Coding region: 314-1279 (321 amino acids)
Source: RefSeq, a predicted model, not a curated record
AAAUUCAUCGUAAUUAACAUUUUGAUGUGAGGCUUAGCAGCAUGUUAAUGGGCUGAUAAGCCCACAAAACUCUUCAUUUUGAUGGCAAUCGUAAAGACGAGAAAAAAUAGCAGCAACAAUAGCACACACACAGCACUGCAUAUAGGGGUUAGGUGUUGCAGCACACGUCACCCGAGGCAGUUUUUCCGGAUUGUUGGAAAACCUGAACGUGAACGUGAACAUCGCUCUCUUUCCCCGAUUUCCUUUCAUUCCAUCCAAACAAUUUCUCUCUAACAAUAUUUCCAGAUUUUCCAGUUUCAGGUUCAAUUUUUAAAUGGCUAAAAUUGGUAAGAUGCAGUGCAAGUCCCGAUCUCAAGGUCACAGGGAAACCCCAUAUCUUUUAUCUUGUGCAAGGAAGAAAAUGAAAAACGUCAAGAGUUUUUCAAAAGAGGUAGAAAAGAAAGACUGGAAAGGGGCUACCUGUUCAGUCUGUAUGGAGGUUCCUCACAAUGCUAUCCUACUCCUCUGUUCAUCUUAUAACAAGGGUUGUCGCCCUUAUAUGUGUGCUACUAGCCAUCGCUAUUCUAACUGUUUUGAACAAUAUAAAAAGGCUUACACAAAAGCAACUUCUGUUCAGAAUCCGCAGGAAGAAACAGACUAUUCGAAUUUUGAUUCUAGUGCGGGUGAACGUAAAGAUGAUACAAAAGUUCCUGAGCUUCUUUGUCCCCUUUGCCGCCGGCAGGUGAAAGGUUGGACUGUAGUUGAAGCAGCCCGGAAGUCACUGAAUGCCAAGAAAAGAAGUUGUAUGCAAGAUGACUGCUCUUUUGUGGGGAGUUACAAGGAGCUCAGGAAACAUGUUAGAUCUAAGCAUCCAUUUUCGCGACCACGAGAAGUGGACCCUGUACGUCAAGAAAAAUGGAAAAGACUUGAGUGUGAAAGAGAACGGAGUGAUGUGAUCAGCACAAUUUUGUCUUCAACGCCAGGGGCUAUGGUACUGGGGGAUUAUGUGCUUGAGCCAAAUGAUCACGCGUUUUACAGUGACGAGACUGAUUCUGAUUCUGAUGAUGAAUUUCAUGAGGAUGAUGGUGAUUUCUUUGGUUCACUUGGUUUGGGCAGUACUCGCAGGUUUUUGUCAAAUAUCAGGUAUAAUAAUCAGGGCCGUGUUGCAGAUCCUUUUGAUGAUCAUUUUGGUUUUCGGAGUGUUGCACCUACAGGUUCUGGACGUGGACUCCACAGGCUACUCUUGGGAAGGUCUAGAAGAGGACGGAGGCAUAGGAUAGUGAAUGCGGGCCGCCGGUAAAUUAAGAGAACUACAGAAAUGUGGGGAAGGAGACACUCUUCAAUAGUACAUCAAUGACCUCGGCAUGGCUUGUUUUGUUGCUAUGCAAGAGCAUUAUUUUAUUUAAUUGGGAGAGUAAAGCGGUGGGCCCACUUUCUAGCUAUGUACCAUCCUCAUCCUAACUUAUAGAUUGAUAUGGUAUUUGUUAUUUUCCAUCUUUUCAGUUUUCAAAUAGACUGUACAAAAGGCAAUUUUAGAAUGCUCGUUGCCUCUCUUAUUUUUAGGUUUAGGAUAUUCAGGUCAUAAUUAUUGUCAUUGGGUCAUGCAAAUUGGUGAAUUAAACAGGUGAUUAGGGACAACGAGGAUGUCCCAAAUAAUUUCGUUUUGAAAUGAUGCAUUAUUCUUUCUAUGA